AUGGCUUUUCGUGGAUAUAAUAAUGGCUAUCAUAAUUACCAUCGUGGCGGAGGUGGCGGAGGAUAUCGAUUCCAAAACCAGCAACGAAUAAACGAGAACGAGGUGCCGCAAUCGAAGCACACGAUUUUCAUUCGCGGACUGCCUGGAGACUAUACGACGGAAGAAAUCAAGUAUGAAAUAAGUUGAUCAACUGUAAAAGAACCGCAGCGUAGGAUUGUAAGCAAAGCAUUGUUCUCGAAAUUUCAGCAAAAAAUGUGAAAACUUCAGGAGUUUAAUUCUUAAAUGUUACCUUGUUACGUUGAAUUCUCUGAUACCCGCAGUUGUUGUUACAUUCUUUUCUCUACCAAGAAAAGGCGACCAAAAUGGAAUGUUUACCGCGAUGCCAGUUCAAUUUUACAAAUAUUGAUUGAAUGCUAAUACUCUAAUCAUCAUUCGCUAAUUAUGCAGAUAAUAAUAAGAAUUAUGAUGAUUAUGUUGGUGGCAGUUUUGUGUUGUGAGCCGUCAAAAUUCAUCUUAGGAUCUGUAUCUCAUAUUCUAAUUCUGUUCAGGGAAUAUAUUGGCGAAAGAGUCGGCCAAAUUUCGUUCGACUUCGUGAAAGUGGCUCAGGACAGAAGCAAGAUUUUUGUGGCUGUCCGAUUUGAGAAACGAGACGAAGCCAAAAAGUUCAUGGAGGAGUCAGUUUCAAAACACUUCCCUUCCUAUCUCUAUAUCGAAUUUUCAGAUAUAAAGAUCGCGAGUUCAUGGGAUUCCGGUGCGAUCUAUCGUGGUUCCGUGACAUUCGACGUUAUUGUGCCUACAAAAGAUCGAAAGAAGUCCGUAGCAACAGCCAACGGCGUCGCCGUCGCUCAGAUUCUAACGAAUCUAGACCAUCGUCGAGAAGAUCGGCGGUUUCGUCUGGGAGAAGAUCGACGUCGAGAGGGAGAUCUCGCGAGAGGAGUGGGACGCGUUCUGCCGACCGUUCCCGUUCGUCUGUUCGCUCUCGUUCUUCUAAUCGCUCCCGCUCUCCUGUUCGCUCUCGUUCACCGGUCCGAUCCCGGUCUCCAAUCCGUUCUCGCUCCCGUUCUCGUGGUUCUGAUCGUUCCAGAAGCCGAAGCGCAGACAGAAAGAGCAGAAGUGUCUCCCGAAGCUCGAGAAGAAGCCGUAGGAAUGAGUCGAGAAGCGGAUACAAUGAUUCUGCCGAUAAAAGUGAUAAUGACGAAUCAAGAGGAGAUCGUCGUCGUGAAAGAAUCGAACGCAGUCAGAAACGACGCCGCGAUCGUUCUGAAUCGGAAAGCAGCUGUGUCAGCGAAAAAGAUAAAUACUUGAAGAGAAAGACCAAGCAAGAACUGCCUCAGAUACCACUGCCUCCGAAAACUCAGAAAGCAGAUGCUGCAUCAACGCCAAAACCAAAGCCGCAAGUGUUCAUCCCGCCGCCAUCUGUCGACAUGGAGCUGGACAGUCCGCGUGAAAAGUUUGAGCCAACUCCGCCACGUCCGAUGAAUCCAUACGCUAUGAGCUACCAGAAAGAGCCGAGUCCGACCAAUGUGCACAACACUUUGUAUGCUAUGCCAAUGGAGGAAGAAGCCGCUCCGAAAGUCAUCAUCAGGGAAUCUCAAGCACCACCUCCGGUGCCGACUUAUGCACCACCACCUGCCCCAGUCGCCCAGCAGGUGCCAGUUCAAGUGCAUCAGAAUUCGUAAGCUUCAAAUCAUUAAAACAUUGAAAUUUAUUUUCAUUUUUUUAAAGUUAUCAACCUGCUCAGCACGUUGUGCUUCCGGCUCCGGCUGCAGCCGCUUCUGCACAGACUUCAUUUGUGCCUCGUCAAAUCGGAAAGAUCGAGAUAUUGAUGCCAGCCAGUCUGCCCGCUCCAAUCGCACCAGUUCCAGCUCCCCCUUCUACCGAGAAGUCUCUCAAUGGAUCAUACACUCUGGAUAUCGACUCAGAAGCGCUCCCAAACACGAGACAGUUAGUUUGAAAAAAAAAACUGAAACGAAUCUAUAAUUGCAGAAUGUUCGGCCAUCUGAAAGCCUGGCAAUCUGUUCUCGCCGGCACAAUCAAUUACGCAGACGUCGCUAGAAAGGUGGAAGAAGAAGGUUAACUAAACAGAGAAACUUAGAAGCUCAGUUGCUUGUUCAUUUCAGAAGACCUCUCGACUGUGCGACUCUCCUCACUAGCAAACGACGAAAACAGCCACGAACUGAAGCUUCUAGAACGAGAGGAGAGGAUUGCGAAGCUCAACGGCGAGCAGUUGAUGCGUUUCCACAUCAAGAGGAAGCAGUUCGAGGCGGUUUGUUGAAAAGCCGUCUUUCGAUUCUUUUCAAAUAUUUCUUCAGGCUUUCCGCAAUGACUGUGAGACGUAUGCAGUUGUGACGCGUGCUCUUCUCUCCAAGGACGAAACUCUGCAGUUCGGCAUCAAAAUUGCGUUCAUGGAGAACAUCGAAGGCCUUUUUAAGACGAUGUUGAAGCGUGUCGACGAUCUUCUCGACACUCUCGUCGUUCUCAACUGA
This is a messenger RNA of Caenorhabditis sp. 36 PRJEB53466, 2486 nucleotides long. The record is from the annotation of a GenBank genome assembly. NCBI's taxonomy places the organism in Eukaryota, Metazoa, Nematoda, Chromadorea, Rhabditida, Rhabditidae.